CACACCUGCAAUGUCUCUCUCUCACAACACACCAUACCACAACCCAAAUCCUUCUAUUUGUCUCUUUUCUUGUGCUUAUUGCUUGAAUCACCACCAUGGCCGAAGAAAAGCACCGCCACCACCUCUUUCAUCGCAAUAAGGACGAGGAGAAACCCACUGGGGCCGCUGAUGUCUACUCUCAGACUUCUGAGUUCUCUGAGAUUACGGAUUAUCCUAGCAGCUAUAAGACUUCUGAGUUCUCUGAGACUACGGAUUAUCCUAGCAGCUAUAACUCACCACCUGAUGCUCCAGACUACGAAAAAGAAGAGAAGCAACACAAGCGUCGCGAGCAUUUGGGCGAACUCGGUGCAGCUGCUGCAGGUGCUUAUGCCUUGUACGAGAAGCAUGAGGCAAAGAAAGAUCCUGAACAUGCUCACAGACACAAGAUAGAAGAGGAAGCAGCAGCAGCAGUGGCGGUCGGAGCUGGCGGAUUCGCCUUUCAUGAGAAGCAUGAGAAGAAAGAAGCCAAGAAAGAAGAUGAAGAAACUCAUGGAAAAAGACAUCACCAUCUCUUCUAAGUGUGCUUAAUCAGUUAAUCAAUUAUCUGUGUGCUUAUACGUACGCUAUCAUCUCACGAAUAAUGAAAAUAAAGUAUUUGUGUGUGUAAAUGUGGCUUUCAAAAGCCAAGACUUCUGCAGGUCUGUUAGUAUUUUGUAGCUCUGUGUUUACUUCUAUAUUUUUAAUUAUAAUAUUUAUGUUAUAAUAA
This is a messenger RNA of Manihot esculenta (cassava), 745 nucleotides long. RefSeq names its product abscisic stress-ripening protein 5. The transcript has 2 exons. Bases 96 to 557 code for a protein of 153 amino acids. The record is from RefSeq and is a predicted model, not a curated record. NCBI's taxonomy places the organism in Eukaryota, Viridiplantae, Streptophyta, Magnoliopsida, Malpighiales, Euphorbiaceae.